Molecule: messenger RNA, 225 nt
Organism: Anisakis simplex (herring worm)
Lineage: Eukaryota; Metazoa; Nematoda; Chromadorea; Rhabditida; Anisakidae
Source: the annotation of a GenBank genome assembly
AUGCGUGAUGAUGAUUGUUCAAUUGAAGUUGCUGAUCAGCGGCUUGGUGAUGAGACAGCUCUGAAACUGUCUUGUGAUGUGACUGUGAAACUUGACUUAAGGCCGGAGGAGGGUAUCGCCUACCAAGUAGCGAUGUUGUCUCCGAUUCCAUUGCAUUCGCAUAAUCACCACUAUGUAACGGCGAGGAAGCUGUUGAAUGAGAUUCCUAAAAAAAACUCCGACUAG